Molecule: messenger RNA, 375 nt
Organism: Striga asiatica
Lineage: Eukaryota; Viridiplantae; Streptophyta; Magnoliopsida; Lamiales; Orobanchaceae
Source: the annotation of a GenBank genome assembly
AUGGACUCCGAAGAGAUUUCAAAACUGUGUGAACAAUUGCGGCUGGACUUAGAGGAGGAGGUGGUCCCGGUGGCGGCGAGUGCAUCAGAUAUUGGAUUUGCUAAAUUGGCUACUAGCCUCGUCGGAAAAGUGUUCGGGAAUAAGCAUGAGAAUAUUCCAGACAUAGGGGAACUUCACAGUAUAGAGGUAAACAUAAAAGGGGGCCAACAGAAAGGGUGGAAAAGAAAGCAGGGAAUGUCCAACACAGUUCAGUUAGGCAAGGCCAAAGUACUGAAAUCUUUUUCAACUUCAAAAGCAACUGGGAACAGCUCCGGAAUUUUGGCAGAAACAAAUUGUCUCUCUCUUUCUAUUUCUGCUUCUGUUUCUCCAACAUAA